Messenger RNA from Pungitius pungitius (ninespine stickleback), 5915 nucleotides. Its product is annotated as SH3-containing GRB2-like protein 3-interacting protein 1. Gene Ontology annotation, biological process: actin filament polymerization. Bases 416 to 3058 code for a protein of 880 amino acids. The record is from RefSeq and is a predicted model, not a curated record. The transcript has 23 exons. Lineage: Eukaryota; Metazoa; Chordata; Actinopteri; Perciformes; Gasterosteidae. Gene Ontology annotation, cellular component: actin filament; cytoplasm; plasma membrane. Gene Ontology annotation, molecular function: actin filament binding.
CUUUUUUCUCCUUUGCCUUUGCUCAGCGUCCCCCCUCUCAGAGAUGGCGUGUGUCGGUGCCGCUCGGGCGGCCGGGGCCUAACGUGCACACAGAGAGGACCUUCCCCCUCCCCGACCCCCUCCCCAUCCCCCCAUCCCGCCGUAAACCCUCCCAUUUGCUGCAUAUUCCUCGGGUGUCUCCUCUGACCGCGUCCUCCGCUGCUGCCGGUUGGGAGAUCUUCCCCCACCCCACCUCCCUGUGCGGGGUGUCUGGGAGUUGGGCCCUCUGGGCUGGAGGGAGUCAACAUCGUGCUUUCGCUGGAGGAGCUGUGCGGAAUAAGCGAUGUCCUGCCCAGGCGUCCUUUGACCGGACGGAUUUUUCCACUCCUGACCGCCUGCGCAACGGAGGGGCUGCAUAGGAUGAACAGCAGCAGUCAUGAUGCAAGGACUGAAAAAACGAACCAGGAAAGCCCUCGGCUUACGCAAGAGGGACAAGGAUACAGAUGCAACGAGUUCACCUGACAAAGAAGGAGCUGCAAGCGGAAAGAAAGGAAAUAAAAAAGCCAAUGGAGCCCCGAAUGGUUUCUAUGGGGAGAUUGACUGGGACAGAUACGCCUCUCCUGACGUGGACGAGGAGGGCUUCAGCCUCCGGCCCGGGGAAGAGGGCGAUGCGGCGUCCAAGGGGAAGCAGUUUUUCUCCUCCAGCGAGUCCGAGGACGACGAGGACAGCAAGAAGAAGUUCAAGAUCAAGAUCAAGCCCCUGGCGGCGGACACCGCCAUGUGUGUCCCUCCGUCCAUGGACGAGCUGAAGGCCUCCGUGGGCGGCCUGGCGCUGUCUCCGUCUCUGAAGAGAAGUCCGAGACGCAGCCCGGGGCAGAUAAAAAGGAAUUUGUCCUGUGAGGAGAUUGCCAGACCCAGACGCUCCACCCCGACGCCGAGUCCUGCCCCUGAGGUGCCAAGUGACAGGCUGUCGCAGAACGUCCCUGCCUUUUUUGGGCUGCCGUCAGAGACCAAAUACGCCAGAUAUGACGUGGUCCCUGCUGAUGGGUGGGGAGAGUCACGACCCCGCCCGGAGUCCCCGCUGAGCAGAAGUUUCCCGACAGGAGCUCCUCCUCCGCUUCCUCCCAAGAACCUCCCAUCGAGAAGUCACUACGGCUCUUCUCCAGAUGGCGCUGCUAAUCUGCCCAACGGAAGGGCCGCCCGCAGGUCCGCCCCCAUCUACCUGAACGUGCUUUCUCCCGCCUGUUACCGGGGCUCCGGGGGCCCGGACCUGGACGACGUGUUCGGCCCCGCGGACGGCCCCCGCACCCACGAGGAAACGGCGUCUCCCAGAUGGGUGACUUUCCCCAGCGACAGACCCCCGCCGCCCGAUGAACCCGCGCCUCCUCCUCCGCCCCCGGACUCUCCCGCACCGGACACGCCCUCGUCGACCCCCUCCACCCCCUGCCUCUCCCCGGGUCCGCCGCCCAUCGAGCCCCCGCCUUCGCCUCCCCCGCUUUCGCCCGGGUCCCCUCCUCCUCCUCCUCCUCCUCCUCCUCCAGAAUCGCCCCCCUCCAUCGCGCUCGGACCUCCGCCCCCGGAUGAACCGGCGCCUCCCCUGCCUCCCGACUUCUCCCCCUGCGAUUCGCCUCCUCCGUGCUUCGACGACGACGGCACCGACGAAGAGGUGCUGCAGUUCGCGGAGUACUCCUCGGCCCCGGCCCCCACCAGCCCCGUGCCCCCUCUGCCAGCAGAGCGGAGGUCUCCUCGGCCGGGGGUCACGUCUCCUCUGGUCCUGGGGGGCUUGGGGGGGAAGAGGACUCCAGAGGGAGCGUCCCUGAGAGAUGGCAUCCAGGACUUUGUUGGUUCGCCCAGAGAGAUGACGCCGAGUUUCAGGGGCACGCCCCCCCCUCUGCCCCCCACCACGUACAGGUCCAUUAUGUCUUCCCCAGGGCCCUACUCAGGCAGCAGCCCCUCGUCCCCGGCUCGUCCCGCCAUGCCUCUGUCUCGAGGCAGUCCGGUCCCUCCUCCUCCUCCUCCCCGGCCGUCCUCGAGACCCAAGCUGCCCCCCGGCAAGCCGUUUGCAGACCCGGCUCGCGCCUUCAGUCCGCCGGUUUCCGGCAGCCCCCCGCCUUUCGCCCCGCUGGCUCGAGCGGAGAGCUCCUCCUCCAUCUCCUCCGUCACUUUGCACAGCGCGGCGUCCACUCCGACGUUGGGACGGGACCUCAACAUGUCCGCCGCAGGAUGCUCCAGAGGACCCAGUCCACUCACCAUGGGACCGCAGGACACUCUGCCAGUGGCAGCUGCCUUCACGGAAACCAUCAAUGCCUACUUCAAAGGCGCAGACCCCAGCAAAUGUGUUGUGAAGAUCUCAGGGGAGAUGGUGCUGUCCUUCCCCGCGGGCAUAACCCGGCAUUUUGCCAGCCACCCGACUCAACCCAUCCUCACCUUUUGCAUCACCAACUACAGCCGCCUGGAGCAGGUCCUCCCCAAUCCACAGCUGUUGUGCUGUGACACCGUAGCAGACGGUGUGGACACCAAGGAGUUCUGGGUGAAUAUGCCAAACUUGAUGAGCCACCUGAGGAGAGUGGCAGAACAGAAGCCUCAGGCGACAUACUACAACGUGGACAUGAUCAAGUAUCAGGUGUCCACGGAGGGGAUCCAGUCCACUCCUUUGAACCUGGCGGUGAGCUGGAGAGGCGACGCCACAAACACAGACCUUCGAAUAGACUACAAAUACAACACGGAGGCCAUGGCCGCCCCGGUGCCACUACACAACAUCCAAUUCCUGGUUCCUGUGGAUGGAGGCAUGGCCAAACUCCAGGCCAUGAUCCCCCCUGCCACCUGGAAUCCAGAGCAGCAGACGAUUCUGUGGAAAAUCCCUAGUCUCUCUCAUAGAUCGGAAAAUGGAGGAGUAGGGGCUCUUCUGGGCCGGUUCCAGAUGAAAGACGGUCACUGUAAAACCUCCCAGCUGGCGGUCCAGUUCAGCAGUGAGGGCUGCACGCUGUCAGGGUGCGACAUCCAGCUGGUUGGGACCGGCUACCGGCUUUCGCUGAUCAAGAAGAGAUUUGCUGCAGGGAAAUAUUUGGCAGAUAAUUAGUGGACCUUUUUGUGAAGGGAACCAAAAGAAGCAAUGGCUUAAAACUGUGAAGACUACGGAUCCAUCCCAUGUGUUGUGCAUUUCAAGCAUUAUCUUUAGCAAACGUUAGAAAGAAUGGUUGAGAUUUGAGGGAAUAACAGCACACACAGAUGAUAUUUGACUUCUUAACAUCAUAUUCAGUAGGCCGACUGUUGCUGAGUUUAUGCAAGUAAAUACAAAUAAAUGGUUUUGUGCACCUGUGCGACUUACGGAGUGAAGUUUAGAUAAAGCCUGUUUUUAUUUGUUUGUGUUAACUUAAUUGUGGAUUCAAACAGUGAUCCAGCCUUAUUCAUUGCAGUUCUUUUUGUCUAACUGGUCGUCAUUGCAAAUGCACUGUAACAGAUAAUGUGAAUAGAUUAUAUAAUAUGAAAACAAUCUUCCCCGAGGAGGAAAAGGCUCGAAAAUGUAAAAAAAAAGAAAAAAAAAGAAUAAAGUGUAGUUUAUUUGCAGUUGUAUUUCAGUAAGUUCUAGGUUUCAUUGUAAUAUCCGAUUUACACUGGCUCAUCAAAUCAGAUUUCCUUUUCCCCACCAUGUGAAACCGUUAUUGUUUGAUGCUUUGAAACGUCGCAGCUCUUUCUUUCAGUCUUGUGGUAAAAGGUGACCGGUCAGCUCACAAUUUAAAACGUCCCGCAGCCCUGAAACAGCAACAGGUGCUUUUUUGUAUGGAAUUAUAUCUCAAUCUGGAUAUGUUUGCAAGAAAAAUAAUUAUAUUUUGUAUAUUGUCAAAUACAGAAUUGAGCAGAUAAUUAAUUUUAUUUAUUGACCUCAACUUAUAUUUAAAACUAAAGUCUACAAUAAAUACUUAUAUACAAGCAGCAGAUAUAAUGAUCCCUUUAUGUAAAUAACAAUGCUCUUCGUAGAAAAGAAAACCAUAAUUCAGUUCAUGGUUUUGCAGACUGCAACUUAAUGGACGAUUUAGCUAAGUUUGCUCUCAUUGCAUUUUAUUUAUUUUCAGAGAAAAGGCUCAGAUUAACACACUGUCAAAGUUGGCAACUAGAUUGUAGAGCAUUUAACAAGACUUUCCAUCAGUAGUUAGUAGGUGCUAUAAAUUGGCCUAAAAGAAGACUAAAUAUAGAAAAAAACAUGAAUCCAAACUGCUGCUCAUCUUUCUGAGUGUCUGCUUGAUGUGUUAAUGUUCACCAUGUCAUCAUAAAAGAUUAAACGUCUGAGUUUUGUCCACAGCCGGUUGCCUCUUUCCACAAGUAUCUAAUAAAUCAUCCUCCAUGUGGUUAUUAGCAGAAUAGGUUUUCUUUUGCUCAGAUUAAAGUAUUUUUGUGUGAUUAAUGUGCAUGAACCCCCCCCCCCAUCUUCCUGUGAUUAUGUUUGAAGCACACAAUGCGAUAUGUUUACACACGCAGCUUUUACCACUACUUCAACGGCUUUUUGCCAUUAAUGAGUCAUGUGAGCGGGGAGUAGAAACUGCAGGUGAAUAACUUGCAGAACCUGAAGAACAAAAUCAUUACUGUACCACUAAGAGCACGUGCAAUGCUUUGAUACAUAAACUGUCCCGCAUCGAGGGAACGGACUCGAGCCGAGUCGUAUUUGUGGUGGUGUAUGAGAGGUCAAACUUGUAACAACAAGGCGAUCGUUAUAACAGAAGCUGCUACUUCCACUGGAUUCAGUUCAUUUGUUCUGUUAAUGUUGCAGAAAAUAAGUUUGAAAGGGCCUAUAAAUGCAAGACACUGAGUGCCAUAUGGUGGUGAGAACGAGCUUUAAGUUUCAGGAUGAAAUAAAGGAGGAGUCGCCUUUGAUGCUGCUUAUAAACUGGUAUUUGAUGGAGAACAUCACAGAGUAAUGAAAAGAAGUGACAGCGCUAUUUGUGUCCCUGUCUUACUUUUCUUCCUUUUCCACCAUGUUAAAUAAUACAUGUUUUAUCAUUUUCUAAUAGCAAUAUUUAAGUGUAAAAAGUGUACAUAAAAAGGUUUUGUUUCAAAUAUUUCUCUGGGCAUAUGAUGGUGUCUGUGAUUGUCUCUUGAUUUAUUGAUGUCAGCAAUCAUGACAAAUUAGGUCCUAUGUAAAAACACCAACACUCAUCAUCUACUCUUUAACAUGUGGGUUACCUGAACCAAAAAAAAAGUGUUGCUGUUGACAAAUAACUCCAAACGGUGCCGCAUGAAAUCUGCAUUCGUCCAUUCCAGUCUAUCAAUGCAAUACCAAUUUAUCCAUUUACGUAUUUUAUUGUAUACUUGUGCUAUGAGAGGAGACUUUUUGCCUUCACUUAAACCACUUUCUGUUUUGCUGUUGUUGCACCUUCAGAAACUCAUUGUCAAUAAAUUUGGCAUGUAUUCAUUGAUAUUCCCAUUCUAUGCAUCUGAUGUAGUCGGUUUACAUUCUCUUGUGUUUGACUUGCACACAAAACACACCUUAAAUUGAAUUAAUAAAAGAGUUCUGUCAUGUCACAUAUUCACAUGUUGGUAUAUUUAUUAUUGUUUGACCAUCACAUUUUGCAGAAUGUUUAAACUCGCAGUUUGGGCCUAGGUGUAAUAAUUGAUCACAAUAUGUUAGAAACAAUAUGAUAGAAAUCACAAUAUGUUUAUUUCAGUCAAUUGAGAACAUCAGUUCUCAAUGUUUAUCUUCAUGAUGUUAAUGAUUUUCUUUGCCUUAUUUUUGAGCAUUCUUGAGUCCUCCUGCAUGGGAGAAUUUCUGUGAGUUUAUUUUGCCUACAAUUUUUUCAAUGUAUUUAUUUCACUGCAUUAGACACAGAAUAUGCAAACAUGUCAUGUAAAUUUCCCAUCCAAAGAUUUUCAAAGUAAAUAUAUGUAAAAAUCAAUAUAAUGUAAUACCUGUUUUACUUGGUAAUAAAGAAAAGGAAAUACAA